This is a messenger RNA of Populus euphratica (Euphrates poplar), 866 nucleotides long. RefSeq names its product peptidyl-prolyl cis-trans isomerase CYP22. The transcript is spliced from 7 exons. Gene Ontology annotation, cellular component: intracellular membrane-bounded organelle; cytoplasm. Gene Ontology annotation, biological process: protein folding; protein peptidyl-prolyl isomerization. The coding region runs from base 68 to 631 and encodes 187 amino acids. Gene Ontology annotation, molecular function: peptidyl-prolyl cis-trans isomerase activity; cyclosporin A binding. The record is from RefSeq and is a predicted model, not a curated record. Lineage: Eukaryota; Viridiplantae; Streptophyta; Magnoliopsida; Malpighiales; Salicaceae.
UCCAGCUUGAGAGAGAGAGAGAGAGAGAGAAAGAGAGAGCGACAGGGCUAGAGACUUCAGUGCUUCAAUGGCGUCAGGAGGAGGCAGCGUGGAGUGGCACUUGAGACCACCAAACCCAAAAAACCCGAUCGUCUUCUUCGAUGUUACCAUCGGUACCAUCCCUGCUGGUCGUAUCAAAAUGGAGCUCUUCGCUGAUAUUGCCCCUAGAACCGCCGAAAAUUUCAGGCAGUUUUGCACAGGCGAGUACAGAAAAGCUGGAUUACCAGUUGGUUACAAAGGAUGUCAAUUUCAUAGAGUGAUUAAAGAUUUUAUGAUUCAAGCUGGUGAUUUUCUUAAGGGUGAUGGUAGUGGUUGCGUUUCUAUUUAUGGGCUUAAGUUUGAGGAUGAAAAUUUUGUUGCUAAACAUACCGGCCCUGGUCUACUUUCAAUGGCAAAUAGUGGGCCAAAUACCAAUGGUUGUCAGUUUUUCAUCACCUGUGCAAAAUGUGACUGGCUUGACAAUAAGCAUGUUGUAUUCGGGAGGGUACUUGGAGAUGGUCUUUUGGUUGUCCGAAAGAUUGAGAAUGUUGCCACGGGACCCAACAACCGACCAAAAUUACCAUGUAUUAUUGCAGAAUGCGGAGAAAUGUAGGGGGUUCAAGAACAGCCCUGACGAUGAUUAAUUACAAGCAUUUUUGUAAUCCUUGCAGGAACAGUAUAUCUUAAUUCACUUACCUUUGACCUGCACAUUUCUCAAAAUGGAGUUGGAGAGGGACUCCCUCAAUGCAGCAGCCUUGUGGAGUUAUAAUUUGUUGUAUAUGACAAUUUCUUAACAUGGUUUGGGAGCUUUUAAGGAUAUUUUCAUGAUUGAUGAUAGAUUUGCUCUA